Molecule: messenger RNA, 2286 nt
Organism: Peronospora farinosa
Lineage: Eukaryota; Oomycota; Peronosporomycetes; Peronosporales; Peronosporaceae
Source: the annotation of a GenBank genome assembly
AUGUCUGCUCAUACGUCGACGAAAAAUGUGUGCGUGAACCAAAAUUUGAGAUACUCAGAGUGCGACCUUAUGGACCGCACGACACACGGAUACCAAGUGCGUGUCUGUGAAGGGUGUGAGCUUGCUGUCCAUGAGAAGUGCUACGCUAUUGCACCACUGACUACAGAGGAGGAAGUGCAAAGCAGUGAGAUAGAACAACAAAACGAAGACAUGAAGAGUUCUGAAUGGUUGUGUGAUUGCUGUCGACGAGGAGUUCAACGACAGAUGAUCAAGUGUGUGUACUGUGAGAAAACGGCAGGUGUUACAGCUUUUAAAGUUGUCGAUACUGGUGACGCUGCUUUUUGGAGUCUAUUUGCUGGAUUUCAAGACGAGAAAAAGCCUACAAUUGAAAACGAGGUGCAAUUUGGACAUGUGCUUUGUAUCAAGUGGGAUCCACGUCGAUUGGCUGUGCACACUAUCAAAGAAAGCAAGAUUCAAGCUGCUAUGAUGGUGUCGAAGAAGGACCUUGUCAAAAAAUCUGCAGAGAAAACAGUGACAGAGGGGGGUAUAAGUGAAGGAAUGGAGCAGACGGACGAACCGUUUGUGGAGAAAGUUGACGAGGCCAUGCCAGACGUAAAAGAGGUGCUGCUGAGAAAUCUGUUUCCUCCCGGUGAAUGCUGCUUUUGCCAAUCAAGUGGUGGCGUUCGGAUACAGUGUCGCCGAGUGAACUGCGCGCGCGAUUUUUCACGCCAUUUUCAUGCGUACUGCGACCGUCAUCGAGACUGCACUGAAGACAUUGGCGACCUAUUGGCAAAAUUAAUUACGCGCCCCAUACGGUUGCUUGUAGGUCGCGAUGACAUGCGCCGAUUUGGUACAAUUGCAAAACAUUUACUAAAUUACGUCAGCGCUGCUGCUGUGAUGCACGAUUUGGCAGCCUUGAUAGUUGGAUACUGCAAUAAGGGUCUGCGUGCCAGCAAGAAUGAGCCGCCUGAUUAUAACGUGAAGCACCUCCAGGUACUUCAGUUCUUCUUGAGUCACGUGCCACAGCUUGAAAAAGUAUACGCACUACCAUCGACGCCUAUACAAGAUCUCGUUAAUGACACGAAGCUAUUUCGUCGUCUCGAAAGGACGUUCGAUCCACUGAGAUACGUGGCCACGUAUCCUGGCCCACUCAAGAAGACAAAUCUGCGAUCCCGCAUGUUCAGCACUGGAGAUAAUGGCGUACGAAAGGAUAUUGCGCUACCCAAGGGCCUCUCGAGUAUGACAGAUGAUAUUAUUUGCGGUGUAUGUCGUGCCCCAAUUGAUGCGCGUGGUCUCAUCGCAUCUUGUAAGAAAGCAAAAAGUUUGGAUUUUGAGAAGAAGGAAAGCAAAUUUGUUCAGAGCGGUUGCUACAUCAACUCUGUUGGUGCCAAAGGAUUCUCUUAUGGAUAUAAUGCGUCGUCUCGCAAACCGGCGAGACCGACUGAUGGUAAAUCUAAUGGCAGCUCGACAGUACAGCACGCAGUGGCUCAACAAGCCUUGGGGCCUCCGAAGAUGGAACGGAUUAAUGUUCAGCGCACGACGAGGUGGCUUGCUUGCGUGGCUCAAAUCAUACGUCUUGUUGGGGCUCCAGCUCCCGCAGCUUCGGCAGAGGUGAUUAAGGCCCCUUCACGCUCAAGCAAUCUUGCUACGAUUGAAUCCCUGAACAAUGGUGCUGCCACGUCCGCUAUUACUGCAGCGUCAGCUUUCAAUCGUGCGACUGACUCAAUUGGAGCUGUUGAGACCAAGUCAUCAUCGUGUACACCAACGCCUGGUAGCUCUGUGAUUGAAAAAGCUACGCGUGAGGACAAGGAUUCAUCGGAGAUUAUGUCGAUAGUCGGAAGAUCUCUGUCACCUGCUACUAUCAGCGCCACCACGUCGUCAACUACGCCGUUGCCAAAAUCAAUAGCAAAGGUAACACCAUCCCUCGUGACGCCAGCUGUACAAGGACUUUUUAACGAAUUGAUACGUCUCGUACGUCCGUAUGAUUCGUACGCGCUUAGCAAGUUGGAGACUGCGUACGAUAUGCUCCUUCACCGAAGUGGACCUGGUGUCGCUGUGUUGCGUAUGUUUACGCACGAAUACACUCGUUUUGUGUAUAUUAAGCACACGCGUGCCGUGGAAAAGGCACGCCAUGAGAAACGUAAACGUGCAGAGCACGAAGCACAGGAGAAUCGCGAAAAAGAACGCAAUCGCAUGAGCCUUGAGACAGAGCGAGCGCUCAAGAACCAAAUGCUGGCAAUGCGCGACAAACAGCGACAACAUCUCAAGGCCUCGUCGUUAAAGUAA